Molecule: messenger RNA, 1470 nt
Organism: Mycena indigotica
Lineage: Eukaryota; Fungi; Basidiomycota; Agaricomycetes; Agaricales; Mycenaceae
Product: F-box domain-containing protein
Exons: 1
Coding region: 1-1470 (489 amino acids)
Source: RefSeq, a predicted model, not a curated record
AUGUCGUCGUCUUCCAAACCCUCUACGCAACGUAAACUGGAAGAGUUCAUGACCAAACGAGACAAGUCUCGCAGGGCUAAGAAUGUAGUGCCGAACAAAGUACAGGUUGCGGGAAUCCUUGAACUACCGUUCGAACUGCUUUCUGAAAUCAUGCAAGUUGCGCUUCUCCUUACCGUCCCCAGCCGGGACAACAACGUUGGGCGGAUGAACUACGUCACCGGGCUUGCUUCAAUUUGCUCCCGUUUGCGACAAGUCGCGUUGAAAACACCUCGAUUAUGGAUUUUGGAGUAUUUUGAUAUCUUAGGCUACCCACUCGACGCCAAGACACAACGCUUUCUCGAGCGCUCUCGGCCCUGCACGUUUCGGGUCGUUAUCACAUCCCCAGACUUUGACGAAGAAGACUCGGACAUCGACGAGGAGCCGGGAAAUGUCAACCUCUCUGAUAUGGUGGCUUCUGGCUUUGGAGACACGAUGGAGAGAUGGGGAGAACUUAUUGCUACGAUUCACGCCACAAGCGAGCUCGCAGACCUGGCGGCGCUUCCACCGGGCCAUUUGACAAACCUGUCCAAACUGGACUUCGAGCUCGUGCUCGUGUGCGAGGAGGCGUGGGUGGGGCCGCCUCUGGAACUUUUUUCAGUCGCCCCCCGCCUGUCAGAGGCCAUAAUCAGACUGCAUAGGCCGAGAAAGCCUGUGUCCGUUCUCCUGCCCCUCCCGUGGUCCCAACUCAAACAUCUAACGAUCCAAAUUGACAACCUCAACAGUAUUUUCGAGGCGCUUGUGCCCUGCAAGAACCUGGUUUCGCUCUCGCUGUCCGUCUCACUGACAAUUUUUGACCCUCCGUUCACACAUUCGAGACUAACUCUGCCAAUCCUCGAAAAGCUGGAAUUGCAUGUGCUUCCGAUAUUCCAACUGGAUCCUUUAUAUCCUGCGCUUGCGGCACUGAAUCUCCCCGCUUUGAAACGCCUCGAUAUGGACUUUGGCCCCGAUUCGGAGCUAUGGAUGCCUGGACAACCCGGCGAACUCGCUGAUGCACUUGAACGCUUUCUCUCCCACCAUCAUACAUCCACAUCCUUCGGGGUCGAAAACAUCGGUGUCACUGCGCUUCUUCACAUCCUCCGUCGCCUGCCGCGCCAUAUCACGGAAUUGACCAUCGUUGAGAGUGAGUUCCCCGAGCUCAUCAGCGACGAGCUCUUGCAAGCACUGUCCGAAAGCACUCUUGUUCCUUCGCUUGAAUCGCUACAAUUCGUCGGUGUCACCGGCAUAUUGAAGGAAUCGAUGGUCUUGAGGAUGAUAUUGGCUCGAUGGCAGGCGGCUGCCAAAUUGAAACGGUGCAGAGUCGACUCGCAAGCAGGUCACAUAUUCACUGAUGAAUUCUGCGCCAAGAUACGAGCCUUGCAGGACGAAGGGUUCAAAUGGGAGUACGAGUCCAAAGUGCAGCGUCUAAACUCAGAUACCCAUUGCCCGUGGUAG